Molecule: messenger RNA, 1866 nt
Organism: Lotus japonicus
Lineage: Eukaryota; Viridiplantae; Streptophyta; Magnoliopsida; Fabales; Fabaceae
Product: transcription factor bHLH137
Exons: 8
Coding region: 231-1241 (336 amino acids)
Biological process (GO): regulation of DNA-templated transcription
Cellular component (GO): nucleus
Molecular function (GO): protein dimerization activity; DNA-binding transcription factor activity
Source: RefSeq, a predicted model, not a curated record
GUAUUAGACUAGUCAAAUAUACUGCCUCUGCAUGGGAACAAGUUAAGUUACUGCAGCUUUAAAAUAUUUCAGCAAUUUAUGUGCCCAGAUUCUAUAAAUAGACCAGACCCUUUUUUGUCACAGACCAACUUUUCCUGAGUCCUAACUAACUCCUCUCCCACUUUCUUCCAUCACUUUCUUGAGAACUUGGCAACUUGCAUUUUUCAAAACCUUGAGCUCUCACCACAGAUAUGGCAGCUUUUUCAUACCAGUGUCACCCUUUCCUUGUUGACCCAUCAUUCUUGCUCAACAUAAACACUGGUUCUCCUCCUCUUCCUACUCAAUUUCCCCUUCAUCAAGAAGCUUCUCUGAAUGUUACAAAUCAGGACACAAGCUGUGCUGAUCAGAGCUCCAAAAUCACCAUCAGUGACAAUGAGCCUUCUAUAACAAAAAACCUUAGUCCUCAGUCUUCCAUGGUGGUAGACAAGCUUGAAAUUGGUGAACAGGUCACUCAGAAGGUGACCCCUAAGAGAAGAAGCAGAAAAGAUUCUUCAUUGAAUGAACCCCAAUCUAAGGAUGAUGCAACCGAAGGGAGAAGCAAGAAACAGAAGAAGAGCAAUGGUGGGGUGAAAGAUCAGGACAAGGCAAGAACUGAGAAGAAAGAACAGAGAAAAUGUCCGGAAGAGCCCCCAACAGGCUAUAUCCAUGUCAGAGCAAGAAGGGGUCAGGCCACGGAUAGCCACAGCCUUGCUGAAAGGGUAAGAAGGGAGAAAAUAAGUGAAAGGAUGAAAAGGUUGCAGAGACUUGUGCCAGGCUGUGAUAAGGUGACUGGAAAGGCCCUUAUGUUGGAUGAAAUAAUCAAUUAUGUUCAGUCAUUACAGAAUCAAGUGGAGUUCUUGUCAAUGAAGCUUGCUUCUGUGAAUCCCAUGUUCUAUGAUAUGGCAACUGACCUAGACACCCUCUUGGUUAGACCAGAGAAAUUAAAUAGCUUAGCAUCACCAUCACCUCUUUCAUCAGUGUCACAUUCACAUUGCAACAGUCCCAACCAAGCCACAACAACUUUUGCUGAUACAACCAAUUCCAUCUUCCACACUGCUAAUGACUUCCUUUUGGAUAAUUCAUCACCUUUUUUUCUUCAAGGGCAGAGAUCAAAUUUACCAUCUGAGGAAACGGGUUGUCAAUUCUGGGACACAGAAGAUCAGAGACAAAAGUUUCUUCUUCAUCCAUAUGGAUUCAGCAACAAUUUAAGUUCCUUUCAUUAAUUUAAAAUUUUCAGAGCUGCCCCUACAAAACAACAAACAUGUUGAUUUAGCUUUUACACUAGGUAAGGAAAUUUCAAAGCAGCACAAGAAUGAUUCAAAAAUCAAGUUGAGCAUCACAUUACUAGCAAGAAAAACCAAAGCUACAUUUGGUAUCAGUACUAUAAGUACAUCGGAUUAAAAGGGACCAUUGAAGAUGAAUAAAGGGAAUCAAAAUCAAUGGAUCAUGAUGAAGAACCAAAAAGGACAGAAAUAGCCGACCAAAUAUGACAGUAUCUUUUUCUAGAUCAUUGUUCUGUUUCAGUGAUUUUUGACCCUGCAAGCAAGGACUAGUACUCAAGCUGCACAAAUUCCGGAAAACAUUGAAAUUUAUGAUAGCAUGUAAAUUAUUGGAACUAGUAUUGAUUCUAGUGGUGGCAGUUAUUCUGUUGGUAGUACAGUUAGUUUUUACCAUUAUUGAGAAAAAUGGACGGUUCAUGCUGCUGUACUGUUCAUCAUGUUCUUGACAUGACUGGCCAUGAAUUUGUUGGUCUAGUUAUCUUUAUGUAUAUGUAAUCUGCAGAAUCUUCAGAGUUUUUGCAUCAUGAUGGAUGUUAUUGCUAUUAAUAAUAAUAUCAUUAUUAUUUUA